GAAAGGGACGUGGAGCGCGUUCGAGGGGUGCGAGGGCGGGACGAAACCUUAUCCCAGCUUCGGAGGAGGAGCAGCAGAGGGUGAGCGGGGGAGUGCGGGGCUAUCACAAUCCAAGCACCACUUGUCGAGGAAUUGGUGCAAAUCUGCACAGAUUUACGAGCGUUUGUACGUCGCAUUGGAGCUUCGGGAUAGGAGCAGACAUGGCAGCGCUGGGAGCGAGGCGCAUUCUCGCACCAGGAGCGUCGCUGAAGCCGAGCUCAAGUGUGGUGAUUCGGGAAGACAGCGCGUGUUCCACUGUUUCGUGUUGUAGAUUUCUGAGCAGCAAUGCGGGGGAUGUGAUUGAGAAGCGGCAUCCCGGAGGUUUGGUCGUCGGGACUAGUAGUUGCAGCAGGGGUAGGCUCGUGGUAGUUAGUAGGGCUGGUGGCUCGCGGCCUCCUGCGGGAGCCAGGCGGCCGCGACCUCAAAACUCGAGACGUUCUGGGGACAGAGAGGAGGUUAAAGGGGAUGGAACGCUGCUCAAUGGCGACAUUACGGUGCCUAACGUUAGGCUGGUCGACGAGGAACAGAACAUGGUUGGAGUAGUGCCUACGGCAGAAGCACUGCAACGGGCGAGGAAUGCUGAUCUUGAUCUUGUGGCGAUCUCUCUGGAUGCAGAUCCACCUGUGUGCAGAAUUAUGGAUUACAGUAAGUUCAGGUAUGAAGCCCAGAAGAAGAAAAGGGAAGCUCAGAAGAAGGCAUUAGCCAGUCGACAGGAUCUUAAAGAGUUGAAGAUCAGAUACAACAUUGAUGUUCAUGAUUAUGACGUGCGACUGCGGUCAGCAAAAAAGUUCUUGAAGGAUGGCGACAAGGUGAAAGUAGUUUGUCAGUUCAAAGGACGAGAAAUGGAUUUCAAGGAUUUAGCAUUUAAGCUCUUCCAAAGGUUCAUAGACGAUGUUGGAGAGUUGGGGCUCAUUGAGAGUAAACCGGCAAUCGAAGGCAGACAGAUGAUCAUGAUGCUGGGGCCGAACAAGGCUGCUGUUGCCAAAUUGCAGGCCACUACACAGUCGAUUACCAACAAACCCAAGAACAAAAAACAGGACAAUGAAAAUCCCAGCUCAGAAACUGCCUUGAGUGAAGAACUAGAGACUGCCUUGAAUGAAGAACCAGAGACAGCCUCUGUUGCUGUUGAAACUUAAAUUUGCUAGAGCAGUUAAGUACCAGAUGUUGAGUUAUCCAAGAGUGAAGCUGCCGCUGUUGUUUGAUAAAUGCACAUAUAGUUCGACCAGAUAACCAGUUACUGUAUGCCCCAUUUUUGCAGUCAUAAUGCCAUCAUGAGUUUGUAGUAAUUCGCCAGCCCUCUUUGCAGUUCAAAGUACUGCUUUAUGUAUUUGCGGACACUCAAAUAGUAGCAAGAGAAAUUAAAUUAUUUUGGGGCAUUCAACAUGCUCAUCCACUUUCUGGAACA
Physcomitrium patens is the source of this 1444-nucleotide messenger RNA. RefSeq lists its product as uncharacterized. Gene Ontology annotation, biological process: translational initiation; ribosome disassembly. The record is from RefSeq and is a predicted model, not a curated record. Lineage: Eukaryota; Viridiplantae; Streptophyta; Bryopsida; Funariales; Funariaceae. Gene Ontology annotation, molecular function: translation initiation factor activity; ribosome binding.